Messenger RNA from Laccaria bicolor S238N-H82, 393 nucleotides. RefSeq lists its product as uncharacterized. The transcript has 10 exons. The record is from RefSeq and is a predicted model, not a curated record. The coding region runs from base 1 to 393 and encodes 130 amino acids. Lineage: Eukaryota; Fungi; Basidiomycota; Agaricomycetes; Agaricales; Hydnangiaceae.
AUGAGCAUUGAAGAUGCUGCAGGUAAAGCUGUAGAGGACCUGCUUUUGAAGCAAACAGCAGCUGUCCUUUCAGGUGACACUAUUUUACAGCUAUUUCUUUCAGUUCAACAAAAUCACUUGUCUUUGUCAAUGCAACAUGCAAUUGAAAGAAGCAGAGGGCUCAUUUCCUAUGUUAGAGUCAUGUUCAGUUCUGUAUGGACCUCAGAAACAUCUGAAAAGAAUGAAACAACACUUGUCAGAUCAAUCUUGAAUUACUUUCCACAUACUCUGAUUGACAACAUUUUAUUCAAGCAGAAUCCUCAUGGUGUAAAUGAUGGUCCAUCUACCAUUCUCUGUUUAGCUCAAAAUGGUCUGGUUUGGUGUUUUGAACAGAGUUCAUCAACCGGUCAAUGA